This is a messenger RNA of Lolium rigidum, 945 nucleotides long. Its product is annotated as protein EXORDIUM-like 2. The record is from RefSeq and is a predicted model, not a curated record. Bases 1 to 945 code for a protein of 314 amino acids. NCBI's taxonomy places the organism in Eukaryota, Viridiplantae, Streptophyta, Magnoliopsida, Poales, Poaceae. The transcript has a single exon.
AUGGAUGAGUCCAAGAGGACGUCGUUCGUGCCACUUCUCUGCCUCUUCUUCCUCCUCGUCGCCGCCGCGGCGCCAGGGUGUGCCGCGUACAACCCGCGCAUGCUGUUCCUGGUGAAGCCCGACCCGAUCGUGCUCCAGGACCACCACGGCACGCUGCUCACGGGGAACAUCACCGUCAAUAUCCUCUACUACGGCCGCUUCGCCCCUGCGCAGCGCGCCAUCGUCGCCGACUUCGUCCGCUCGGUCUCUGCGCCGGCGCCCCGUGCCGCCCAGGCCGGCCCGUCCGUGGCGUCCUGGUGGCGCGUCACCUCGCUGUACCGCGGCGGGGGCGCGCGCCUGAUUCUCGGCCGGCAGCUCCUCGACGAGCGCAUGUCGCUCGGUCGGUCCCUCUCGCUGCAGAACGUCACGGCGCUGGCGAAGGCCGCGGGGCACCACCGCGACGCCAUCACGGCCGUUCUCACGGCGCCCGACGUCCUCGUGGACCCCUUCUGCAUGUUCCGGUGCGGCGUCCACGACCACGCAAGCGCCGGCGCGCACGGCAGAGCGCGGUAUACCUACCUGUGGGCGGGCAACCCGGCCAAGCAGUGCCCGGGCCAGUGCGCGUGGCCGUUCGCGAGGCCCGUGUACGGGCCACCGAUGCCGCCGCUCGUGUCGCCGAGCGGCGACGUCGGCAUGGACGGCGUGGUGAUCAGCCUCGCCGCGCUGCUCGCCGGCACGGUGACCAACCCCUACGGGGACGGGUACUACCAGGGCGACUUGGGCAUGGAGGCCGCGACGGCGUGCACCGGCAUCUUCGGCAGCGGCGCUUACCCCGGCUACCCGGGGACGCUACUCAAGGAUCCUGCCACCGGCGCGAGCUACAACGCCGUCGGGCUGGGCGGGAGGAAGUACCUGCUCCCGGCGCUGUGGGACCCGACGACGUCCAAGUGCAGGACGCUUGUGUAG